UGUUGAAUAACCCCUCAUUUUUGUCCAUCCCAGCUCUGCCAAUCCAGUCGCUAUUCCCUUAUAUAUACUUCAUGAUGAGGGACUUUAAAAUCGCAAAACAAGAGCAAGACAUCGGAUUCUAUGCUGGAUUUGUUGGGGCAACCUAUUUCCUUGCCAGAACCGUCAGUUCUGUGCCAUGGGGCAUAUUUGCUGACAAGUAUGGAAGGAAGCCCUGCAUUGUGAUCAGCAUCAUCUCAGUGAUUGUGUUCAGCACACUCUUUGGCCUUAGCACAAGUUACUGGAUGGCCAUUGUGACUAGGGGGCUGCUUGGGUUGCUUUGUGGUAUACUGGGACCAAUCAAGGCCUAUGCUACGGAAGUCUGCAGGAAAGAGCACCAAGCUCUAGCAAUGUCUGUUGUUACAUCAUCAAGAGCAAUAGCUCUUGUUGUUGGACCAGCUAUUGGAGGGUUUCUAGCACAGCCUGCAGAGAAGUACCCAAAUAUUUUCUCCAAUGGAUCCAUAUUUGGGAGGUUUCCAUACUUCCUCCCAGGCCUUGUCAUAUCGAUACUAGCAGCAGGAUCAUGUAUUGCAUGCAUUUGGCUUCCAGAAACGCUGCACUUUCAUGAUAAUGAAAAGGUAGAAGCUAUUGAUGAAAUGGAGGCACAAGUUGGUGACUCUAACUUAGAAGUUGGAAAAGCUAAAGAAUCUGGUUGCACGUCUACAAAGAACCUGCUAAAGAACUGGCAACUGAUGUCAGCAGUAAUCCUCUACUGUAUCUUUUGUCUCCAUGACACAGCUUAUCUUGAGACAUUUUCACUCUGGGCAGUGAGCAGCAGAAAAUUCCGGGGCCUGAGUUUGACAUCCCAGGAUGUUGGCAUUGUGCUAGCUGUCUCAGGUAUUGGUGUGCUCGUAUACCAACUUGCUGUUUAUCCUUUCAUUGUCAAGUAUUUUGGACCAGUUAGGCCGCUACGUCCCUCUGUGGUCUUGUCUAUACUUGUCCUCGCAAUGUAUCCCUUCAUGGCCAAACUACAAGGGCUGGAGCUCAAGUUGCUCAUCAACAUAGCUUCGCUUUUAGAGAAUGUGUUCUCUGCUACAGUUACUACUGCGUGCAAUAUUUUGCAAAACACCGCAGUGACACAAGAACACAGAGGUAUUGCGAAUGGCAUCUCAGUGACACUGAUGUCAUUGUUCAAAGGUGUAGCUCCAGCGGCAGCAGGAAUUUUGUUUUCGUGGACUCAGAAGCACAUGACUGGGCUGUUAUUACCAGGUGACCAGAUCCUGUUCUUGGUGAUAAACUCGGUGUCGAUAAUCGGAUUAAUUUUUACGUUCAAGCCAUUUUUCUCUAUGUCAGAUGCAUUGAGGCGUUCAUAAUUGUGUGUAUUUAGCUAUAGAUGGCCAAUUAGGCCGUGCUAAAUAGGGUACAACACGACAAACCCUAAUUACUAACCAUGUCUGAUAGUGUUGUGCUUUAUAGUGCCAAUGCAGUACCAUCCAUUACGUUUGGCCAUCUAUACAUUUAGCUCGUUCACUUGUGGGUCAACUCAAGGUCACUGACAGAUUAGAGGCCUCUGGUUUGAAACUGGUAGAAUUCGUGGAUUAUACAUGCUCUUAAUUUUCGUCUUAAGUUUAGUUCUAUAAUCUGUGUAGAGGGGCUCUCUAAAAAAUUGGUGUAGACUCCGGAGCACUAGAUGUUGAUUCAUAUAUAUGAUAAAAUGAGAUUGAGAUUAGCCCUGUUUUCUCCAUAUUUCUUAGGCUCCAAAACACACCCAGUACAGAACUGAAGAUAGCUUCACCAGACUCCAGCUCAUAGAUAACAGACGAUGAUCUGAAGAACUGCAAUUUUUUCUGCAACCGAUUGGAUUAGAUGUGGUUUAGUUUAACAACAACUCUUAAUGUCGAUUUCAUGAUAAUAAAGUGUGUCAGCUUUGAAUUUAUAUAAU
Molecule: messenger RNA, 1918 nt
Organism: Zea mays
Lineage: Eukaryota; Viridiplantae; Streptophyta; Magnoliopsida; Poales; Poaceae
Product: probable peptide/nitrate transporter At3g43790
Exons: 16
Coding region: 72-1349 (425 amino acids)
Biological process (GO): transmembrane transport
Molecular function (GO): transmembrane transporter activity
Source: RefSeq, a predicted model, not a curated record